This is a messenger RNA of Chenopodium quinoa (quinoa), 813 nucleotides long. RefSeq names its product proton pump-interactor BIP103-like. Lineage: Eukaryota; Viridiplantae; Streptophyta; Magnoliopsida; Caryophyllales; Amaranthaceae. Bases 1 to 813 code for a protein of 270 amino acids. The transcript has 6 exons. The record is from RefSeq and is a predicted model, not a curated record.
AUGGAAGAUGUUCAAGUGGCUGAAUCUUUCAACAACUCAAAAAUGAACAUACAUCAAUUUUACUUUGUUAAAUUUCCAGCAUUGAAAGAAGAAAUCCAAAAGGCCAAGGAGUUAAACGAUAAAAUGAUCGAGGCAAAAAGAAUUAUCUUGGAUGAUAGUAUACGUAAGGAAAGUAACAAGUUGAGGUGGUAUAGUGACUACAAUACAAUGUGUAAUCUUGAGAGUUGGAAAAGGGAGCUUGACGCUCGAUUACGUGAGGACCAUGAUUCAGACUCGGAUUCGGAACCCUCUAUAAAUAUUGAUAAGAAAAUUAAAAAUUUGAGCUACCAAUUUACACAUGGUAGUAAAAAUAUAGCAAGUGAAAAAAGGAUAAUUAAAGAGCUUAAAGAAUUGCAAAGGAAGAAGGAGCAACAAUGUAAUCAUGUUGAAACAAGGUGCUCUAAAAAAUUUAUACAGCAAUGUAUUCAGAAGGGUUUGAAUGAAAUAAAAGAUGGACAAGAGAGUAAAAGAAAAGUGGAACAACAAAAUAAUGAAUUAGCAAAGGAGAUUAUGUCUUUGGAAGAAAAUCUAGUUGAAAUCAACAAAAAGAGAGUUAAACUGAAUGAAUACGUUUUAAUUGCCCAGAAGCACCUAGAUGAUCAGAUUGUUCGAUACAAUGAUAAUACGAAACUACUAUUUCAUGCCAAGGAGCUCGCGACCAAGAAAGAUUUGGUAGCACUUGAAGAAUUAUGCCCUAAACAGGUUGAUGAAUUCAUGUCUCAAUGGAACAAAGACAAUCUAUUUAGAGCAAUCAAUAGAAUUCUCGAAACUUAG